Messenger RNA from Lathyrus sativus (Indian pea), 456 nucleotides. NCBI's taxonomy places the organism in Eukaryota, Viridiplantae, Streptophyta, Magnoliopsida, Fabales, Fabaceae. The record is from the annotation of a GenBank genome assembly.
AUGGCUGCUACUGCUAUUGCUGGUAACGGAUCUGCUGUUUCGUGGAUGCAAUUUGGAAGAAAGGAAAAGAAACAGAAUAAGAUGAACAGAGUUAGGGUUUGUUGUUCAUCUUCAGUAACAGAUCCUUAUAAGAUAUUAAGGAUUCAACCAGAUGCUUCUGAAUCUGAUGUUAGAAAGGCUUUUAGACAGCUUGCUUUGCAGUAUCAUCCAGAUAUUUGCAAAGGAAGUGAUUGUGGCGUGCAGUUUCACCUAAUCAAUGAGGCCUAUGAUGUUGCGAUGGCAAAUUUGAGAGAAGAAACAAGGAAGAGUGAAGAGUGUAAGAAGAAGAAGAUCUAUUAUGAUGAUGAACCAUUAAGAGGAAUGCAUGAUCCAGAUUGGCAAUAUUGGGAAGAAUGGAUGGGUUAUGAAGGAGCAGGAAUUACUGACUGGUCUUCUCAUAUUAAUCCUUUCAUUUGA